AGCUGCCUUCCCUGAAAUUAAAGGAUGAUAUUUUCCCAAUAAAUAUUUUACAUUUACUUGUGUUUUGGUUUUUCACCUGCUUUACGCAACACAUUAUGAUUGGUUGAUAUCUGAUAUUUACUAAACGGCAGACUUAUUAUUUCCUAGAACUUGAUAUGCCUUUAGCAAACAAUUAAAUUAGCAUUGUUUGGUAUGCACUCAAAGUCAUUAGGCUCAAACAACAGACGUUGUCAAAAGGAUGCAUUGUAUCGUUUUUGUAUUUUAACACAAAUGCACAUCAUGCAGCCUUUUGAAAUAAAAUGCAAAAAUCCAUUUAACCGAACUUCUAUUCAGAGUCGAGCAGACAUGAUAAUAUGGAGCACUUUCCUCCAUUACUACCCGCAGCCCACUCAUGUAGUCAAAUUAUUGAUUGCUCAUUGUCAGGGUUCCUCCAAUGUUUAACGCUCUGUGCCUGCCACAGCUAGAAAAAAAAUCCUUCUCCCAACUCUUAUAUUCUGAUGGCAAGGGGGCUUUUCUCUUGAGUGUCACUUGUGUACUUUGGUUUGCUGAAGCGGUUUGACAGAAGCAGCGUUUUGCACUUGGAGCCUUUAGAAGCCAUUUUAUCCUUAAGGAAAGACCUGGCUUGACCCCUUAAUGUACACUAUUAAUAUUUAAUUGGUGCUUUGGACAUACAAAACCUUUAAAUUGGGGUUGGCUGUGUCAGCACCUCUCGGGCAUCGCCCCUCCAUUGUUUCACUCUAUGGGCGUGUCGAGCGUUGUCCCUGGUCCUGAAAUAUGAACCGUCUCAUCCAUAUACUGUAGAAGAUUCAUCUUCGGUUUAUUGUUUAGAGCUUCUGACUGGUCGAUGUCCUGGGCGCCUGUUUACUUGUAGCCAAUGAAUAAGCCCUUCUACCUAAGAAUUUGUUUACGAUUUGCCGAACGACAUCGAUAUAACCGCUAAGUGCAUAAUAAAUAAAGGGCUCCUUGAAGAACACUUAGGAGUUGAUGUCAAACGUAUUCGCAUAUUCAUAUGUUGCAGAGAGGGCUUAGCCAAAAUUACACUAGAUGUGAGCGCUCACUAUUCAAUGGUUGUACAUUUGGGCAUUUUUUUCCUUCAGCGUUUUCGGACCUCGAUGGCAAUGCGAUGUGUUGAUGACGGCUCUGCGUCAGCGUUUCAGCCAACGCAUCCUUCAGUGCAUUAAGUGAAUCAUCUCGGCAGCACUUUUCCCCAAAAGCUCUACCGUCGAGGUUCACUCAUAUUCCUCCCGCUUGAGCAGGAUGCUUUUCUACAAAUACCAAGCACUGUCCGUUUUGGCGCUUUGCUUUCUUGUUCGGAAGGUUGUUUGUGCCAUCCGAAGAUGUGGACAGGACAUUUGUCACGAUCACCAGGUCUGCUGCGCGCAGGGGAACAACACCCAUGCCGUCACCUGUUGCAAGCAGUUCAUGGACGCCACUUACUACAACAUCGCCAUGGUCACCCGGAAACUUUCUGGGGUACUUAUUAUGCUGCUUCUCUUCGCCGCGGGAUACUUUGUCCAGCGAAUGUUGUGUUCCAGAUCCAGGCAGCUCAGCCCUCCCCACAGCGGACACCCAGCUGUCACCACAUCACAGGAGCCGCUGGUGGAGAGCAGUGCACCGAGCAGCUCGCUGGAUCCAGCUCCCGCGUCUCAGCUGCCCUCGUACGAGGAAUGCAAACGCCUGCCGACAUAUGAAGAAACUGUGUGCAACGCGGGCGGGGGACCGGGGUCCAACGCGGGACAGGCUACAUGCAUGACAAGGACGUCCGUUUGAUACACAACGGUUUCCACUUUUAUUCGAUAUUUGAGAAUCUAUUCUGACGGGAAUUUCUGAAAAUUCUGAAACCCCCCCCAC
Messenger RNA from Pungitius pungitius (ninespine stickleback), 1851 nucleotides. RefSeq lists its product as uncharacterized. Bases 1258 to 1770 code for a protein of 170 amino acids. NCBI's taxonomy places the organism in Eukaryota, Metazoa, Chordata, Actinopteri, Perciformes, Gasterosteidae. The transcript has a single exon. The record is from RefSeq and is a predicted model, not a curated record.